Molecule: messenger RNA, 4237 nt
Organism: Malurus melanocephalus (red-backed fairy wren)
Lineage: Eukaryota; Metazoa; Chordata; Aves; Passeriformes; Maluridae
Gene: PRRC1
Product: proline rich coiled-coil 1
Exons: 9
Coding region: 138-1460 (440 amino acids)
Biological process (GO): activation of protein kinase A activity
Cellular component (GO): cytoplasm
Molecular function (GO): protein kinase A regulatory subunit binding
Source: RefSeq, a predicted model, not a curated record
GUGGGAGACGUGGCAGGGCGCGGCGGCGACGCGGAGGUAGCUGGGAGUUGCAGUCCGAGGCGGCGCCGGCCGCGGCCUCCCUUCGUGUAUCCCUGGGACAGGAAAAGCCGGGAAGAGCUUUUUGUAGCUGAAGGAAAAUGAUGGAAGAGAGUGGGAUAGAGACGACUCCCCCUGGCACGCCCCCUCCAAGCACACCAGGGGAGGCUACUGCUGCUGCCACACCUGUCACAUUAGCUUUGUCCAGCCCCCUUGCCACAUCAAGCAUGCCAUCUUCUCCUACCUACUCACCACCCUUGCCAGCUGGAGCAUCCCCAGUUCCUCCUCCCAUGAUGACUUCAGCCUCUCUUCCACUUGUGCCUUCUGCAACAGUUUCUGCAAUUGCACCACCCCAAAGCCCUGUGCCACCUCCUGCUGCCCCUCCAGCUUUCAGCACCUCCAUGUCCCAGUUCUCUGCUCCUCCACUGAGCUCUGCUGCUGGCCCKGGUCUUCCUGCACCUCCCACUGGUCCCCCCAUUUCAGGAUUUUCCAUGUCUUCCACCUAUGAUAUCACCAGAGGUCACGCUGGUCGAGCACCUCAGAGCCCCCUGAUGCCUUCAUUUUCUGCACCUCCAGUCACAGGUGUUUUGGCAGAUCCCAUUACUCAACAGGCGACUUUCUCAUCAUCUUUGUCUCCUGGGACUGGUUCUGCAAUCACUUUUCCCGAGGAGCACGAAGAUCCCAGAGUGUCUACUGCCCAGAGUGGGGCACCUGCUGGAGGACUGUGGGGAUUUAUAAAGGGUGUAGCUGAGAAUCCCAUGGUGAAGUCUGUUCUUGAUAAAACCAAGCAUUCAGUGGAGACCAUGAUCACGACGCUGGAUCCUGGCAUGGUUCCAUAUAUCAGAACUGGGGGAGAACUGGACAUAGUGGUUACUUCUAAUAAAGAGGUGAAAGUUGCAGCAAUUCGGGAUGCCUUUCAAGAAGUCUUUGGUAUGGCUGUUGUGACUGGAGAGGCUGCACAGUCCAACAUUGCACCCCAGCCUGUGGGCUAUGCUGCAGGUUUAAAAGGAGCCCAGGAGAGGAUAGACAGCCUGCGCCGGACAGGAGUCAUCCAUGAGAAGCAGCCUGCUGUAUCAGUGGAAAGCUUCAUUGAGGAACUGCUUCCUGACAAGUGGUUUGACAUUGGAUGUCUGAUUAUUGAGGAUCCAAUUCAUGGAAUUCACCUGGAAGCAUUUACCCAAGCAACACCAGUGCCUUUGCAAUAUGUUCAGCAGGCCAAGAGUCUGACCCCUCAGGACUACAACCUGAGGUGGUCAGGCCUGCUGGUGACCGUGGGCGAGGUGCUGGAGAAGAAUGUGCUGAACGUGAACAGGACGGACUGGCACGCGGUGUUCACUGGCAUGUCCCGCCGGCAGAUGAUCUACAGCGCAGCCAAGGCCCUGGCAGGGAUGUACAAACAGCAGCUGCCCCCCAGGACCGUCUGACAGGGGUGACACCGUCACUCCAAGGAACGUUGGGUUUGGUUCUAGGAUUCAAGGGAAGGCCCUGCGUUCUGAUUCUCAGCAGCACAGAUUUGUAAUCUUAACUCUAAGCCGUUUCUCCUUGAGAAGUGAAGGUGAUUUCCAGGAGUGGAAGUGAGCAAUUGCAGUUUUUACCUAUUCUAUGAUUUCUGGUGUGAUUCACAAGAGCAAAUGUGUAUUUAUAMGUGGCACAGGCAGCGUUACAGUUUUUUAACUGGAAUGUGCUGUGAUGUGACACCUUACCAGGCAUUUGCUCAGAUAGUUAGUAUUCUUUCUAAAGGGGAUAUUUGUUUAGCUAUUUCUAUUAUAUUAGUAAUAUAAAUGUUGACAGCAUAACGUGUGUUAUAUAUGCAUUUCAAUCCAGAGAGACUACCUUCUGUAUUACAUGUGUUUUUCUGGGGCAUGUGUUAAGGGGAUACUUAACACCUCAUUGGUUUGGUGUCUGUAUAUAGUUCUCAGGAGAGAUGCCAAGUAGUCUCUACAGCACAUACAGUGAGCUGCUGAAGAAGAGCACAAAUCCAUGCCCUGUUAGCUGAAGUCAUUACUAAAUAAUUCUGAAUUCUCAUUUUCUAUGCUACAUCUUUCUGCUUUUUAUGUGACAAGUAAUGAAAUYUGUGGCCAGUUGAAGAACCAGAGACAAAAUUUAAAGUUGCUUCAGUGGGUUUUAGAUCAGGUGCGGCACUCGCCACAUGAAAUCAUCUCAGCAGUUUUAAUAACAUGAUUUACUCCAGUGCUUCCAAACUUCAUCUUUUACAUGUAAUUAUGUGAUUUUUUUCUAUGUAGUUACAGUUGUCAGUAAUUUGAUUAUGGAAAACAGUGAUGUAUGUUAUCACUUGCUUUGCUAUUCUGSGUUUUCUAAAUGCUUCUAAGUCUUAAAUACUUUCUUGAUGUCAUGAGCUCACUGUUUCUAUGUAAGUUUUCAGUGGUGUCUGAUUUUCUUCAUGGCUAUAAAUAUCCUCUCUCCACACUCACACAAUCUCAAGUCUUUACUCAGAAAAACGGAAGUAAUUGUGAAGAAAAUAUUUUGGUAAUAAUACUUUUUUAAGAAACAAAGAAUAAACAAAUACUUUUUGUUUGCCUUAAAGAAGCAGUUUUUCAGCUUAUAUCGCUCCGCCUUUACCUUUCUUAGAUGCUUUCAAAGAACAUUUUUGUAUACAAUAUACUGUUAAGCCAGCUCAUGUUUGUAUCCAGUGAAAGCCUGUCUAUUUCCAAGUAAUAUAUUUGGCCUUAAUUGGCUUACUCUGUAAAGCAGUUGAAUAAAUGUUUUCCCUAGAGAACUGCAUCUAUUUAAAGGCUUGGUUUUUAUUACAGAUGAUGAACAUUUCUUUUUGAAAUUGUAUUUACAGGGUGAGAAUUCAGGUUGCAGAUGGGUCACAUCCUUCAGUCUUGAGGUCUCUCAUUGGGGCAGCUUCUUUCUGUGUCAAACAGAAUUCAUUCAUUCAUAUCGUAAUUCAUUGUAUGUUGAAUGUUGUGCUUUUAUCCCCUGCUUGCAGCAUCCUCUGUGGUGCAAAAGAAGAGGACAUGAAGUCAUCAGUAGGUUUAGAGCCCUGUCAUCACUUAAAAUAAAAACGGAAGAGGAAUGACCAUUUUCUUUCUCCCUUUCCUGAGGAGGGUGAGAAAGAGUUGAGGAAGACUAUGUGGUCAAAUGAAAUGGUUUUCCUCUGGCUCAGUGAAGGUCUUGUGAUUUAUUUUUGACAGAUUCCAUAAGGAUUAAAAUGGUGUAGCUUUGCUUAAAACUGACAAUUCAUUCUCUCUUUGGGGGGCAUUAAUUGCCUAUGUGUUGAAAAAUAACAUCCUGACAUGAACACCAUGAGCUCAGCCUCUUCCCYGAGAGGCCAAGGGAAGGAAAAAUGUCUGGAGUAUGAUCUGGGAGGCUGAAAAAUCUGAAAUUGCUUCCUAUCUGGAGGCCUUUGUCACGGUCUGAGUUACAUAGAUGAAUUCUGAACUGAAUUAUGGUCAUAAUUGAGAUUUUCACCACCUCCAGGAUUGUGUUGUGGGCAGUAAUGGGAGAGGAAGCUCAACAGGUGAGACACCACCACCCUGAGUUAAAUGUAUGUUGAGAUCAUGUUAGAACAGCAGAGACAUUUUGGACAUCUAACUUUUGUUGCACAAAGACAAUUCUCAACUGUGACAUCACUGUAGGUGCAGCUGCAGAAGCUACAUUUGCUCCAAUAUGAGUGUCAGAAAAGGUCAAAAAAGCUACUGUAUGUAUCAGUUUUACACUGCCAUUUUUAAAUUAAGAAGAUCUGUGAGGUCAUUACAUGGAUGAUGUAAAAUUCUGGGAAAAGCCCAUUAACUCUGCACUUGCUGCUCCGUUUGUUGAGAAGUUACUGCUCUGUGCCUGGCCUCAGUUUUUCAUCACAGCACUGCUCAGAACAGUGUGGCUGUGUUAGAAAAAMCAUGGAUAUAAAUUGCUCACAGGUUUCUGUUGAAAUGAGAAUGAUAACUCGCACAACUACCCCAGGAUUUGCCCUAAGUGUCUGAAGGAAGGUUUUGAAAUGUAAUGAAGUUGAAAAGUUGCUUUUAUGGUCACCCUCACACGGGAUGAUCACCCUCUGUAGGGAUGAUUUUAGUCAGUGUUUCCCAAAUGGAAGAUUUCUGAAGGAGUUCUGURAGUAUAAACCUGUGAAAAUGAGAAUUUUUGUAACAAUUCCUAAAGAUACUUGUAAAAGUAUCUUUUUUCAUGAUAGUAUAAUGGGAAAUAAACUUUGCAGACAAAAGUAAGACACUGUCACUGAAUA